AUAAACUUCCUUGAUUCAACGGACAUUUUAAUUGCAUUAACAGAUCCCUUCAGUUGAGCGCCAUGUCGGAGGUUGGGGGCUUUCUAGGGACACUCGACUUGGAUUUACAGAGUUUCCCCGCACUAGGAAGUAUGCCCUUGGCAGAGGCGCCAGCGGGGUUACUGGAUGAGAGGCUGGGACAGAUCGAGGGGAGGUUACAGCGAGGCUCGCUGACGGAAUUUGAGCACCUUAAAGGGAUUCUGCGGCGGAGGCAGCUGUACUGUCGAACCGGAUUCCAGCUGGAGAUAUUCCCCAACGGGACCGUGUACGGGACAAGACAGGACCACAGCAGAUUCGGUAUCCUAGAGUUCAUCAGUCUGGCUGUAGGGCUGGUCAGUAUUAGAGGAGUGGACGCAGGACUCUACCUGGGCAUGAACGAGAGAGGAGAGCUCUAUGGGUCGAAGAAGUUAACAGCAGAGUGCGUGUUCAGAGAGCAGUUUGAGGAGAAUUGGUACAACACAUACGCCUCUACGCUCUACAAACACACCGACACCGGACGCUUCUACUACGUAGCGCUCAACAAGGACGGCUCGCCACGGGAGGGGGGGAGGACGAAGAAACACCAGAAACUAACGCACUUCCUGCCUCGGCCUGUGGAGAUAGAGAAGAUCCCCCAGGCUUACAGAGAUCUGUUCCAAUACAGGUGACCAGGGCUGAGCCUGGGAGAGAGGGAUGAGGAGGAGGAAAGGGAGGAGAGUUUGGGACUAAGGACAGGACUCAAUACUCCCACUGACCUCGCUCCCACACCUCCAGCCCCACUCCCCCUGUGAAGGUGUUUACGUAUUGCCCCUCCAGCCAAAAGGUCCCCCUCCCAUUCCUCCGAAUGGACCACCAACAAGAGAGAUAAACAUAGCUUGUGUUCCUGGACGUUAAACACUAUGAGAGGACUGUUUGACCUCAGAGGGGUCAGAGCAGAGUGUAGGAGACGCUCUUCUCUCCAGCCACUGAGGAGAGAGAGGGGGAGUCCUACUAGAGGGGGGGUGUUAUUAGGCCCAUAAGACCUCACUCUGGAGGAGAGCACAGGGUUGAGAGGAGAAAAUCCCUUCUCUGAACGGAUAUGGAGGGAGAGAGACUGGACUGGCAUCAGGCCUGUAUGACUGCCUAACCCACCCUGGGAUAACCGCAGGUUAAAACCACCUGAAGAAGACAAAGACUUUUCCUGAUGAGAACCACUUUUAUACAUAAUAAGAUAAUUAACCAGCAUUCACUGCAAAUAAGAAAGGGUUUGGGGUUAGUCCUCAUCAGUUCGAGUAAGGGGUCUGAGGACUAUUAAUGAACAAGUAAUGGAAAGUUGAUCAGACUAGCUGAGAUGACCAGUGGACACUACUCUAGCCAAGCCAUUCACCACAGCAACCAGAGAACUCCAGGGAGCGAGGGAGGGAUUGACCAAUGGAAGUUGAGAAUGUCAGUGUGUUCUAAAUCAACUUGUAGAGAGAACUUAUCUUCUGACUAAUCAUUGUGAUGUCAGAGUGUUCUAAAUCAACGUGUAGAGAGAACUGAUCUUUUGACUAGUUAUUGUGAUGUCAGAGUGUUCUAAAUCAACCUGUAGAGAGAACUGAUCUUCUGACUAAUCAUUGUGAUGUCAGAGUGUUCUAAAUCAACGUGUAGAGAGAACUGAUCUUCUGACUAAUCAUUGUGAUGUCAGAGUGUUCUAAAUCAACGUGUAGAGAGAACUGAUCUUCUGACUAGUCAUUGUGAUGUCAGGGCUGAGCUGGGAGAGACAGAGAGUACACUACUACUUAGAAUGUAUAUGUGAUGGAGACAGAUUGGCCAUGAGGGAGCAUCCAGGUGUAACAGGGUUGGCAGAACUUGGCACAUAAGUUAAAUGAUCAAUGUAAAGAGAUGUGAUGAGCUGGGAUACAUGUAAUACUUUUUGACUAUGUGAUAAAUGUAAAACAUGAAUUCAGUUGGUACAGUCAAGGACAUGGAUGGUGCAGCUAGAUUGCAUUUCAAUUAAAUGCAGAUGACAACGAAUGAGAAAUCCUGAAAAGAAUAGGCUUUUAUUGAGACAAACUUGAUACACUAUAUACACAGCAGUAUGUG
Oncorhynchus masou masou (cherry salmon) is the source of this 2082-nucleotide messenger RNA. RefSeq names its product fibroblast growth factor 16-like. Gene Ontology annotation, molecular function: fibroblast growth factor receptor binding; growth factor activity. Gene Ontology annotation, cellular component: cytoplasm. The record is from RefSeq and is a predicted model, not a curated record. The coding region runs from base 63 to 686 and encodes 207 amino acids. Gene Ontology annotation, biological process: cell differentiation; fibroblast growth factor receptor signaling pathway; positive regulation of protein phosphorylation. NCBI's taxonomy places the organism in Eukaryota, Metazoa, Chordata, Actinopteri, Salmoniformes, Salmonidae. The transcript is spliced from 3 exons.